Molecule: messenger RNA, 3224 nt
Organism: Annulohypoxylon truncatum
Lineage: Eukaryota; Fungi; Ascomycota; Sordariomycetes; Xylariales; Hypoxylaceae
Product: carbon-nitrogen hydrolase
Exons: 5
Coding region: 452-2800 (782 amino acids)
Biological process (GO): protein catabolic process
Molecular function (GO): protein-N-terminal asparagine amidohydrolase activity; protein-N-terminal glutamine amidohydrolase activity
Source: RefSeq, a predicted model, not a curated record
CCCUUGUCAGUUUUUGGAGAGCGCUAAACAAGCACUCGCAAGUGGCUGCGAUAGACGGUUACCCCUGUUGUGAUCUUUUGAGAAUUACCCUAACUGGUGGUUUGUAGGGACGACCUAAAUCGACCCCACUCGCUAUCCACUGCUAUAGGUACGUACAAUUAGUUGUUAGGAUAGCCCGCCUUGGAGUAUGAUCCAUCCCGCCUUCACAUAUAUGUAACACUACCAUCGUGGUUUUAACUUUCGCCCUCUCACACGAUAAGCACUAGGUCACCAAAUUCUCGAGUACCGACUCGGCGACCGCUAAGUUGUCGCGGGAGCAGGUGGCGCCGUCGACUAUAUCGCAGUAGAAGCUGUCCUACCAAGUCCACCGUUUCAAAGCUGCCCUGCCAACAGAUCCCGAGAUAUUCGCACGGUAGUCAUUAGGUAGUAAGACGAGCACGAAAUUGCGACGAUGAAGAUCGCUUGCUUGCAAUUCGCCCCUCAGGUUGGCGAUGUCGACAACAAUCUAAACCGAGCCGAUGCCAUCCUGAACAAGGCGAACCCCCAAGACUUAGACCUUCUCGUCCUACCCGAAUUAGCGGUAACAGGUUACAACUUUCGAUCGUUGCGUGACAUCUCUCCGUUUCUCGAGCCGACGGGGGCGGGGAUUUCCUCAGUAUGGGCCAGGACAACUGCUCUCAAAUACAACUGCACGACCAUUGUUGGAUAUCCGGAGAAGAUGGACGUUUCUAGACAAUGGCCGACGUCUCCUGAAUAUUAUAAUUCUGCGUUGAUGGUAAACCAAGACGGAGAUACGAUUGGUCAUUAUAGGAAGACGCAUUUGUAUUAUACUGACGAAACAUGGGCUCUCGAGGGAUCCGGCUUCUUCAGGGGUCGUCUUCCUGGUAUAAAGGGUAAUGUAGCCAUGGGCAUCUGUAUGGACAUUAAUCCAUAUAAAUUUGAAGCCCCGUGGCAUGCCUUCGAGUUUGCGUUCCACGUCUUGGAAUCAAAUGCGAAUCUAGUCAUUUUGAGCAUGGCUUGGCUUACUACCGAGGACUUCGGGGUCUACUCGAGUAAAAGUUCGGAGCCAGACUUGGACACAUUAACCUACUGGUUGACUAGAUUGGAGCCUCUGAUUCGCGCCGAAACUGAAGAAGAGAUUAUCGUCAUCUUUGCGAAUCGGACUGGGGUUGAGGAUAAUGCAGUGUACGCAGGUACGAGUGCAGUAAUUGGAAUUAAAGAAGGCGAAGUGAGUGUCUAUGGAGUUCUUUCGCGUGGGGCGAAAGAACUUCUGGUCGUCGAUACUGAUGCAGCACCGUACGCGAAACUAGUAUAUCGGCCAGAAGAUGAUGGGAGAUCGGUUAGUACGACGGAGGGCGAGACUCAAUUACCACAAAGUGGAAAAAAAAGUUCAGGAGGUACGCCAAAUAGCCACAGCGCGCCAGCAGGUGCCUCUGGAAGCCCGGGGGCAUCGACUGAGCCCAACACCGAAGACCUAGAGCCGCUUGUAGAGACCGGUCGUCGAAGCGUGCCGCGUACUGUGCAUGUCGAUACCCCAAUUUCGCCGCGAUAUUUUUGGCAAAGGUCAACUGCAGGAUCCGAAUAUAAUGGAUCCACAGACGGUUCUGUUCCUCGAAGCAUCAAACGAGAUGCCAAUGUCGAGUCAUCGGGGUCCGUAAAUAGACUGAACGACACCAUUACGGCUAGCGAGACUCCUGUCAAACGGCCUGGUUCAACGAAAUCCCGCAAUGCAAGCCGCCAUAGGCCCCAUAACUCACAACCUGCUAGUACAGCAGAGCAAGUGUCUCAGUCAAACCCGAUAGGAGUAAGGAGGCAAAAAGAUCAGGAUGUCAAAGUAACACCUAGGAGACCAACGACCGACGUUGGACAAACAAUGCUAUCUCCUGAUUUAGAUAAGCUAGGUGCAGACCUCAUGGUGUUCGAAGGACCUUUAACCAACGGGCCAAGGCGGGAUAGUCUUAUAUGUCAUGUGGAUGAAGAUGAUUAUGCUGCGGUACUAUUGGCCAAGCAUAAAGACUACGCCGUAAAGAAGCCGAGCAAACCCGAUACACGCAAUGGUCGUUCUAGCUCUCGACACGCCAAAUCCAAUGGCUCGCCAAAGGAAGGUAGUGGCAGGUCUCAGUCGAGAAGUAAAGUCUCAAACGGAUCGCCGACAAUUCCUUUUGAGACAAGUCAGGGGACACCUGUUCGACCGGCAAGUCGUGGAAGACACCGAAGCGGCAGCACGACAACGCCGAAGGGUUUAUCGAAGAAGUCAUCGCACAGUCGUAUGGCGUCAAACGGGCCCCCUCAAACACGACUUGAUGAAGUGCGGAGAACACCCAAGGAACUCGGCCACAACGCUAGACAUAAACGUGAGGGUUCAGCGAGCGCAACAUCUCCAUCUCGUCAGCAUCGGUAUGAUCCCGUACCAUUGCCAAAUAAGCCAGCUAGGUACAUGAACUCGGAACCGGCCGUUGAACGUGAAGUGACGCUGCCCGUCAGGACGAAGCAUCGCAAAGAUGAUUCUCGCUCUGCAUUGACUAAGGGGGCAGCAGCUUCCCCGGAGAUUAAUCAUCCAAGUCCGAGUGGUUAUGUCCCCUCGACUGUAGCGGAGACUAGAGUACCGGCACCGAAGGUCUUCCCAGAAAGAAUCCCGCCAACGCCCAAGGCUAUGAUACUUCCUCCCGAUUAUGAUGGCAGUGUCAACCAUCAGAGUAUGCCUGCGCUACCAAGAAAAGAGCCACAGGUAGUUAGCAUGAAAUGCGUCGAUGAAAGCACCGAUGUACGGUCCGAUAGGCCAAGGAGUGCGGUAUGGUAAAUCGUGAGUAGGGACUUGUCGGGAAAUUAUGGUGAUACCACCUUGUUUAUUCUAGCGAGGAGUUCAAGGAAAGGGAGUAUGUAUGUUAGUUCCGGGUUGUAUGCCAUGAGACGUUAUAGAUGUAUGGAAGUUUAAGUACUUUCUUUUGAAUGAAGAAGGCUUGUUGAUGAACAUAUGGUUUUGCAUAGGUAUUGAAGUGUUUUUCUGUGUUUUAUGUAAGAACACCGGUCACUUUGUAGACCAGCCAUAUUGCGACUCAUUGGGGGCAUUUAAGGAGAUAUACGCGCGACUUGAUACGCUUGGGAACAGAAGUGCAUCCCUUACCUUGGUAAGGUAAGGUAUACAGGUAUGGAUGUACAAGGAAGAUCGAUGUCAUAGGUCAGCCCUUACGUCCGUAUAAACUCGGGUUGCCGAUUCUAUCGGA